AACUUAUGUAAAACGAACUGCUGCUUUCACUCGUUCAUUGACCUAAAAUUUCAAUAAAAUCAAUGCGCCCAACAUUCCAAUCAUGCGUUAUAUAUCUAAACAAGAACAAUUUUGGAUUGCUUGUAGUUUUGGACGUGAAGAAGCUGCAAAGCGAUUAAUUGAAUCUGGUGUUGAUGUUAAUUGGCGAUCAUAUGUGUACGAAUGUUAUCCUAUACAUGUUUGUUCUCAAGGUAAACCAAGUAUUUUACAAAUGAUUAUUGAAGCUGGAGCUGAUAUCAAUGCCCUUGAUUCAGCAGGUAACACAGCAUUACAUCAUGCUGCUAUGUCAGGCAAUGAAGUGAAUGCUCGUAUGUUAUUAUCUGCUGGUGUCAAUGUGGAUAUCGUUAAUAAAAAUGGUUGGACACCAUUAUUUAAUGCUGUCUAUUGGAAUCAUCCAUCUAUAGCUGAAAUGUUACUUGCCAAUGGUUCAAGUCCAUUUUUAAAGAAUAAAAAUGGACGAAUUCCUUUGCAUGAAUUAUGCAGAACUAAAUCGAAAGAUUCAGUUCGAAUUCUACAAAAUUUCGAAUUACUUCUUCAAUGUAUGCAUAAAUGUAAACGAGAAACACUAGUCAGCAUUAUUGAUUACAAACCAAGUGUCACUACGGUUGCUUCUGAUACUGCUACUACUACUACUACUACUAUUACUACUACGUCGACGACUAGCACCGGUGAUGAUAGUUUAAAUUUGAAUAAACCUACAUUGGAUUGUCAUUGUGAAGAAAAAUCAAUCGAUUUGGAUAAUAUGAAUUUAAGAGCAUGUUCUCAAAAUGAUUUAGAUUCGGAAGCUGAUUUUACUCCACUUCUAUUCGCAUCGUAUCAUGGACAUUUGGAACUUGUUCGAGCACUAUUGGAUCGUGGUGUUAAUGUUGCUGUUACGGAUAAGAAUCAUUGGACAGCUUUACAUUGGGCUGCACAACAAUGUCAUGCUGAUAUUGUAGAAUUAUUAUUGGAUUAUGGUGCAUCGAUUUAUGCAAAAGAUUUGCGUGGUUGUAUGCCAUAUGCUGUAACUAAUGAUAUCGGUUUACAAGAAUGUCUUUCACCUGAUAUUGAUGAUUAUUAUCCAAAUAUUACAUCGAAUGGUUAUGUAACCACUGAUGAUGAUGAUGACGAGGAUGACGAGGAGGACGCCAAUGACGACACGAAUAAUGCGAAUCAUGUUAACAAUGUCGACCAAAAACCAAUCGCUUAA
Schistosoma turkestanicum is the source of this 1228-nucleotide messenger RNA. The record is from the annotation of a GenBank genome assembly. Lineage: Eukaryota; Metazoa; Platyhelminthes; Trematoda; Strigeidida; Schistosomatidae.